This is a messenger RNA of Lactuca sativa (garden lettuce), 1371 nucleotides long. NCBI's taxonomy places the organism in Eukaryota, Viridiplantae, Streptophyta, Magnoliopsida, Asterales, Asteraceae. The record is from RefSeq and is a predicted model, not a curated record.
CGUUCUCCCCCAAUCCAAUUCCAAUACCAAUACCCCACCAUCGCACGUGACUUUGACCAUCCUUCCAACGAAAAGAUUCCGAUUACGAACCCUAAUCCCUCUUCCGAUCUACACUUCUUACUUCCUUUGAUCCAUCGAUUUCUGUUCAAAUCAAUCAACCAACUUCUACCAAUCAGGAAUCGAUAACUCGGAUUUGUAGUUGCAAUUCAGUGGAAUUUGGGGGUUUUGUAGUGAUGUGGAGAUCAUCGUGUUUUUUUUCAAUUGGUUGAAGAUGUUUUGAUGAUUCUAAGACACUGAAUAGUGAUUGAACAACGAAAAUGCCUGCAGUUCGGUGUUUUUCCAGAAUCGAUACUUUCGAGAUCAAAGUUGAGAUCGGAAAGAGACUCGGUGCACAAAAAGCUGAGAAGUACUUCAAUCUACUCACCAGGUAUUUGAGUCAAAAGCUCAGAAAACCAGAAUUUGAUAAGCAUUGUGUAGCUUUAAUAGGUCGAGAGAAUCUUCAUCUUCACAACGAACUCAUCAUUUCCAUCAUAAAAAACGCUUCUUUUUCCAAUACACCCCCUCAAAAACAUUUCAAAUCCAACACUCCUUUGACUCUAAAACUCCCUAAUGGGUCCCACCCAAGAACAAGUCUUCAAUCCCUCUGUGCAUUUCCUCAGUCCCCUAAAAAAGGAAGAACCCCAAAUCUUCGUGAAAGAAAAUUCAAAGAUAGAUCACUCCAUGAAAACACACGUACAGAUUUCCAAACAAUAAAACUCCAACAACAACAACAACAACAAAGUGUUUCUUUAAGCAGCAAACCUCCUCCUAAUAAUUCUGAUGAAGAUGGUGAAGAAGUUUAUAGUAGAAGCCCAGUUAGGGCUCCAUUUGGCAUCAAUCUACACUCAAAAGAAACCCGAAAAGUUCUUAAUACUUACACUCAUUCAGAUUCUGCAUACCACACUGAAACUUGCCAUUACAGUGGUCAGUUGCCAGCUUCAAAUUCUUUAAACAACAGGUUGAAACACAAUCUGAAAACAGAGGGAUUGGAUAUUUCCAUGGAUUGUGUUGACUUGUUGAAUAAUGGGUUAGAUUCUUUUUUAAAAAGGGUUAUAAAGUUGACCCAUUUGAGAUCUUCUUCAGAAAGUAUAUCCAUGUUGGAUUUUCGGGUAGCAACAGAGCUCAAUCCCAUGAUUCUUGGAGAUGUUUCACAUAUAGUACACGAGAAUUGUUAACAAUUGAUAAAGGUUUUGGGUGUAGACUGAUUAGAUUGUAUAUAUACUAUGAUUUUGACACUAUUAAUGAAAUGAUAUAUGCUUUUUUAAGCAAUCUUUCAUAUGUGAGAUGUUGAAUUGUUUAAUUUUUUAUUAGAAAUGGAUGAAAGUUAUGUAA